UAUGGGCAGCAGUCUUACGCUGCGAAUACUGUGUUUUAGAGAUCACCCAAUAUCAUUCAUAUGAACACAUUAAUCAAAAUAUUGGAUUGAUAAAUAAUCUAUAAAAAUUAAUUUAAGUGACGAACAUUAUUUGAAACCUAAAUCAACUCAAUAUUUUCAUUCGACUACAAUAUUUUUUAUCCACUAGCGCAACUUGAAAAACAUGCAAGCGUUCCAUACAAGAUCGCAGGCGAAUUGCUGCCCAAGUCACAUAGGAUUAAGGCGAAAUUUUAGGUGAUUUCCUCAAUAACAGUUAGAUAAAUCACCAUGGAAUUGAGUUCUUUAGAAAUCAACGAGAUAGCGAGUCUAAUCGACAUCAAUGUUAUUCGAAAACUUGGAUUGCAUUUUGGUUUUGAGCAUGCAGAGAUACAACGUUACGAAAAGACGAAUAACCAAAACCCUUCACAAUGUAUUGGCACCGAGGAUAUGCUGGUUGCCUGGCACAGAAAGGGCGGGACAAGGGAACAGCUCUGCAGGGCACUCAGAGCAGUUGAUCAAAGCAGAUUAGCCAUCAGGAUUGAGAACGGUGAGUUUCGGGUUGCACCAGUUGCUGCACCAGCACCAGCUUUAGUAUCAGGACCAUUACCUACACCUUCAGAUAUGCCCAAUCCUCUAUGUACAGGCUUGAAGCAACAGACUGGAGAGCCUGAGGCAGCUUUACACGCACAGUCUUCCAAUAACAAUGAUAAGCCACAUAGAACAGGAAAGGUAGCAGAAAGUGUUGAUCUUGAAAAAGUUAUACCAAAUAUUGCACUGGAUAUUCGGCAAGAUCAAAUUAACCAACUUGGGCGUGCUCUUGGUUUUAGACAAGCCGAAAUAAAAAGAUAUGAAUCAACAAACAUCAUAAUGGGCAAAGUGACAGUGACAGGUACCAGAAACAUGCUCCAUGACUGGAAGUCAAGAACGUCGAUAGCAAAGCAAAAGGAUGAGCUAAGGCAUGCACUCGUGGAAUCGGGGUUGACGGAAGUUGCAGACGAGCACCUACCACUGGGUGAGUUUUAUGUUGCACCAGUUUUGGUACCAGGACCAGUUCCUGCGCCUUCAGGUAGGCCUAUGCCCAAUCCUCCAUUUACAGCCUUGAAGGAACAGACUGGAGAGCCUGAGGCAACUUUAUAUUCACAGUCUUCCAAUAGCGAUGAUAGCUGGAUGGAAAAUACAUUGGCCAAAAUGGAGUCUUUGAAUACUUCUGCACUAAACAGGCCACAUAGAACAGGAAAGGUAGCAAAAAGUGUUGAUCUUGAAUUAGUUAUACCAAAUAUUGCAAAGGACAUUCAGCAAGAUCAAAUUAACCAACUUGGGCGUGCUCUUGGUUUUAGACAAGCUCAAAUAAAUAGAUAUGAAUCAACAAACAUCAUAGCAGGCAAUUUUACAGUGAAAGGUACCAGAAACAUGCUCCAUGACUGGAAGUCAAGAACGUCGAUAGCAAAGCAAAAGGAUGAGCUGAGGCAAGCACUCGUGAAAUCGGGGUUGACAGGAGUUGCAGAUGAGCACCUACCUUUGGAAUAAAUGCUCGUAAGAUCAGAAUCAGAGACUCUUCUCAAUGGCUACCAGCAAUAUUUGACAGUCAUGACCCAUUGGAAGAUCUGGUCACUAGGUACACCCGCAAAUAUCCAAUGUAGUCGUUGCUGACAGGCUCGUCAUGAAACUGACCAAAGACAUACUUGGAGACUUGAAAGAAGACAAGUAUGGUUGAGAAUCUGAAAUAUUGCACGGGAAGUCAACAUGGAUCUUCACUCGUUUCCUUCCAGUUGGAAUGAACCGUAAUAUUUAAGCUACUAGUGUCAGAUGAAGGAUCCAUGUAUUAUUUGUGAGUUCUACAAAUUUGAAGAAGCCAGAAACACUGUAGACUAAAAAACUAUCUUUACAUAUUUUUAGUUUUAUUAUUCUAUUACUGAGUAUCGUCAUCAUAAUCUGAGCAUUGCAUUUGCAUGAUUUUUAAAAGACAAAACAUUUAACCUGCCACGGUAUGGUAACUUUGAUCUCAUAUUGCAACUCAAUGAAAGUGAUGGUAUAGUUAAACCUUUCGUACUGUACCUGAAUAUAUAUUUUAUAUAAGACUAUUUCAAUGCUCUGUUAUCUCAAAUGAUUUUUUUUUUAUAUUUCAUU
Molecule: messenger RNA, 2145 nt
Organism: Lytechinus variegatus (green sea urchin)
Lineage: Eukaryota; Metazoa; Echinodermata; Echinoidea; Temnopleuroida; Toxopneustidae
Exons: 8
Coding region: 307-1545 (412 amino acids)
Biological process (GO): TRAIL-activated apoptotic signaling pathway; positive regulation of extrinsic apoptotic signaling pathway
Cellular component (GO): CD95 death-inducing signaling complex; cytoplasm
Molecular function (GO): death receptor binding; caspase binding
Source: RefSeq, a predicted model, not a curated record